Antrostomus carolinensis (chuck-will's-widow) is the source of this 562-nucleotide messenger RNA. It is a transcript of the gene RNF115, whose product is annotated as ring finger protein 115. The transcript has 6 exons. The annotation marks the transcript as partial. Lineage: Eukaryota; Metazoa; Chordata; Aves; Caprimulgiformes; Caprimulgidae. The record is from RefSeq and is a predicted model, not a curated record.
GAGUACACUUGCCCAAGAUGUGAAUCUGGCUUUAUUGAAGAAGUCACAGAUGAUUCCAGUUUUCUAGAUGGCAGUGGUGCAGAUGACAGCCCAUCCACGCAGUUUGCAGAGCUUUGGGACCAUUUGGACCACACAAUGUUCUUUCCUGACUUCAGACCCUUUCUGAGUAGCAGCUCACUGGAUCAAGACAGCAGGGACAAUGAGAGGGGCCACCAAGCCCAUGCUGACCUCUGGGGACCAAGCAGACCCCCGCGAUUGCCCAUGACGCGGAGAUACAGAUCCCGGGGCAGCUCGCGCCCCGACAGAUCUCCUGCUAUCGAAGGAAUAAUCCAGCAGAUCUUUGCAGGUUUUUUUGCAAACUCGGCGAUUCCUGGCUCCCAACAUCCUUUUUCCUGGAGUGGGAUGCUGCACUCAAAUCCUGGGGACUAUGCGUGGGGACAGAGUGGCCUCGAUGCUAUUGUCACCCAGCUCUUAGGGCAGCUGGAAAACACAGGACCACCUCCAGCUGACAAAGAGAAGAUCUCAUCUCUCCCAACAGUGACAGUAACUCAGGAACAAGUCG